This is a messenger RNA of Dothidotthia symphoricarpi CBS 119687, 1194 nucleotides long. RefSeq lists its product as uncharacterized. Gene Ontology annotation, cellular component: nucleus. Gene Ontology annotation, molecular function: DNA-binding transcription factor activity, RNA polymerase II-specific; RNA polymerase II cis-regulatory region sequence-specific DNA binding. Gene Ontology annotation, biological process: regulation of DNA-templated transcription. The transcript has 2 exons. The coding region runs from base 1 to 1194 and encodes 397 amino acids. The record is from RefSeq and is a predicted model, not a curated record. NCBI's taxonomy places the organism in Eukaryota, Fungi, Ascomycota, Dothideomycetes, Pleosporales, Dothidotthiaceae.
AUGUAUCCCGCUCAGGCUCCGACUUCGGCACCCCUAGGCCCUGGGUCAAUGAUAGGUGGUCCUGUGUUACCCGCAAUCUCAGAGCUUCAGCGACACCCAGAUCCCAUGCCACACCCUCAAUUCCGCCCACUCUACUCUGGUCCCCCGUGCCCUCCCAACAUCCAACAAGGUCCACCUGGAACCGGCGGAUCCCCUCCUAAUGCUCUCAAAAGACAGGCUUCGCAGACCCCUUUGCCCGAUGAGAGCCCAGCUAAGAAACAAUCCAAAUGGACACCCGAAGAAGACAAUCUCACGAUCGAACUACGAGGCCAGGGUAUGAAGUGGGAUGACAUUGCGAAACGUUUACCUGGAAGAAGCUCUAUAUCCUGUCGACUGCGCUACCAAAACUACCUGGAGAAACGAGCCAUCUGGGACGAGGAGAAGAAGAACAAGCUUGCAAGGCUGUAUGCUCGAUUCAAAGAUCAAAUGUGGCAGAAAGUCGCCACGGAAAUGGGCAUUCCCUGGCGUUCAGCUGAGUCAAUGCAUUGGCAACUGGGCGAACAAGAAAUGAGCGCUCGGGCCAAUGCUCCUGUCUUUCAGCUGCAUCCAUCCGCAACAUCACUCAGCUCGCCUUCGCAGAUACCAAGCAUCCCGGUUCCCGUUGCGCAUAGCUUUACUCCCGCGAAUGCUCCUCAGCUCAUGCCAACUCCUACUUCAAUGCCAGCGCAACACCACCAAUCUCAGCCGCCGCAUCCACAACAGGGUCCGUUACACUCCUACCACGCUCGUACAGAUAGCGGCUCAAGUCAGGGUCGUCCAAGGAAUAGCUCGUUGAGUCGCAGACGGGCUGACCCUCGAUCUAGAUCAAGUGUUCCACCCCAGUUCAACCAUCCCCUUCCCCAGAUACAGGCCGCAACUGCAGAGGAUCUAGUGAGUGGUGUAAGAACAGCGCCUGUACCAGGAGUACCAUCGAUGAUCAAGCGAGAAGGCGAGUGGUCAAGCUACAUUGAACCAUAUCAGAAGAGAAGACGAGAGGACGACGUUGCGGGCCCGUCGCGGUCACAUUUCGACGCUCAAAGUCAGGGAGGCUUGAGUCCUGACAGACGCUCCCAGCGCAGUGGAACUGGGAGCGUGAAGAGCCUGAAGCGAGAGCACAGCGACGCUCAACGACUGUCUGGCAUGCCUUCGCCAACCCCGACCGCUGGCGCGCCCUGA